This is a messenger RNA of Gadus macrocephalus (Pacific cod), 4496 nucleotides long. RefSeq names its product HNF1 homeobox Ba (gene hnf1ba). The transcript is spliced from 10 exons. Lineage: Eukaryota; Metazoa; Chordata; Actinopteri; Gadiformes; Gadidae. Gene Ontology annotation, cellular component: nucleus. Gene Ontology annotation, biological process: pancreas development; liver development; insulin secretion. The record is from RefSeq and is a predicted model, not a curated record. Gene Ontology annotation, molecular function: RNA polymerase II cis-regulatory region sequence-specific DNA binding; DNA-binding transcription factor activity, RNA polymerase II-specific. Bases 254 to 1975 code for a protein of 573 amino acids.
GUUUUAUAUUCCCUGCAGCCCUCCGAAAGCAUCAUGGCAAAUUAGCUCCAGCACUGCCCUCAACAGGGAAGUGAACCAGCCUCUCCGAGCAGGUGUCAACAGGAGGAAAUACUACCGCACACACAGUGGAGCCGAGAGGAAGGAGAACCGCUACACUUUGUUUAAAUGCGGUGUAGGCUGUUCCCCCUCUAAACCCCCCAUCCUUUUUUUAAAUAUUCUCAGUUUUUGCUUAUAGCGGGGGUCCAACUUUUUAAUGUUUUCCAACAUGGUAUCCAAGCUGACAUCCCUUCAGCAGGAGCUUCUCAGCGCCUUACUGGACUCUGGAGUUACCAAAGACCUUCUGAUCCAGGCUCUGGACGACAUGCACCCCAGUCCGGCCCCCGGGUCCUACGGAGUUAAACUGGAGAAUCCUUUGCACAUGAGCUCUCCUCCGAGCUCCAAGAUGAACGGCAGCGACUCGGACUCCAAGCCCGUGUUCCACACGCUUACCAACGGGCACAGUAAGGGCAAGCUGUCCGGGGACGAGGGCUCCGAGGACGGGGACGACUUCGACACCCCUCCGAUCCUGAAGGAGCUGCAGUCGCUGAACACCGAGGAGGCGGCGGAGCAGAGGGCGGAGGUUGACCGUAUGUUGGCCGAGGACCCGUGGCGCGCGGCCCGCAUGAUCAAAGGUUACAUGCAGCAGCACAACAUUCCGCAGCGCGAGGUAGUGGACGUCACGGGGCUCAACCAGUCGCAUCUCUCCCAGCACCUCAACAAGGGCACGCCCAUGAAGACGCAGAAGCGAGCAGCGCUGUACACCUGGUAUGUCAGGAAACAGCGGGAAAUUCUCAGACAGUUCAACCAGGCGGUACAGUGCUCCGGCAGCAACAUGUCAGACAAAGGGAACCAGGACCCCGUGUUCUUCUUCCCCGAGUUCAACCCGUCUGGCCCGGGCUUGGGCCAAUCGGGGGAGGACUUGGGCAGCGAGCCGUCCUGCAAGAAGAUGAGACGCAACCGCUUCAAGUGGGGGCCGGCGUCCCAACAGAUCCUCUACCAGGCCUACGAGAGGCAGAAGAACCCCAGCAAGGAGGAGAGGGAGGCCCUGGUGGAGGAGUGUAACAGGGCUGAGUGUCUACAGAGGGGCGUGUCCCCGUCGAAGGCCCACGGCCUGGGCUCCAAUCUGGUCACGGAGGUGCGCGUGUACAACUGGUUCGCCAACCGUCGCAAGGAGGAGGCCUUCAGGCAGAAGCUGGCCAUGGACGCCUACCACACGCCCACACACAGCCUCACCACCAUGCUGUCCCACGCCUCGCCACACCACCCCCAGAACAGCGCGUCCCCUCCAAUGCGCUACAGCCAGGGUCCCGGUGAGGUCAGUUCCUCCACCACCAUCAGCCACCACAACAGCAACAUGUCCACCAGCCACUCUGUGCUGCAGCAGGUGUCUCCGGGCGGGCUGGACCCCAACCACAGCCUGCUGUCCCCCGACUCCAAGAUGAUCUCAGGAUCAGGCGGAGGACUUCCACCCGUGAGCACGCUAACCAACAUCCACAACUCACAUCACACACACCAACACAACCUCAUCAUGCCUCUGUCUGGUAGUGUCAUGGCCAUCGCACAGAGUCUAAACACGUCCCAGUCCCAAUCGGUACCGGUGAUCAACAGCGUGGCGGGCAGCCUGGCAGCGCUGCAGCCCGGCUCCCAGUUCUCCCAGCACCUCCACAGCAGUCACCAGCAGAGUCUGAUGCAGCACUCUCCCAGCCACAUGGGCCAACAGCCCUUCAUGGCCACCGUCACACACUCACACAUGUACCCCCAUAAGCAGGAGCCCCCCCAGUACUCCCACCCCUCACGUUUCCCCUCAGCCAUGGUGGUCACAGACGGCAACAGCCUCAGCACACUCAGCUCUAUGGCGUCCGGCAAACAGGAUGCUUCAGGAAACAAGAUGGUGCAGAUCGGAGGGCUGUCCUGGUGUCCGCUCCAGGCCUGGUGACGGUGUGCACCUGACUUCAUUGGCGCCGGGCAACCGGAGCAAAUUUUUCCGUCCUCUCCCUGCGGUUACCGUGACAACCCUUAAUAACGGGCCAACCGUAUUCUGGACUGGUGACUCGGUCAACAACAGGAGGAGUAGCGGUUAGAGGUCAGGGGAUGAAGCGAAAGAAGAAGAAGAAGAAGAAGUCUCCCACAACAACAGACUCACUCCAGAUGGUCAUGGACAUGCAUGUCUCUCAGUGAGAAGGCUGGCUUCCCUCCUUCGUCAAGCAAAAAGAACCGAAAAGAACGAUCAACAACAAUGCACAAGAUUAUUUUUUAAACUACAAUCUUUGCAAAAGACAGUAUUCCUGUCCUAUGUCCACCCCCUCCCCUCUUCAGAGAUAAGGGGAGUCAGUCCCGUCACGAAGGAACAAAAGACAAUCAGGGAAAGCCUGCUGAAUGAAACCUGUGAACUAUGUGGUGCAGGGCUGAAACGGAGGCUCCACACAGCCAUGUUACACUGUGAUUUGAUGUGUAAUCAUGCAGUUAAGACAUCAUCCGUCAGGAGUAAAGUCCGGUUCCCUCCCCAGGGCUUUUGAAGACACAAGGCGGUCUCCUUCAAGGAGACUUGCUAUCCUGCUGAAGUCCUGGGAACUGUGCCAGUCAGUGUGCUUCUCUGGCCCUGUAUAUGCGUCACCGGCUUCAAACACCUGCAGAACAGUGCGACAAUCAUAAUGACCGACAGCCGGGACACCUGUAGUGAUUCUUUUUUUAAUGCUAUUUCAUAUUAUUAUUCAUGCAGAGUCUUCCAUGUUUAUAUUUUCACUUUUCGAUUUGCCAUGCUAAUUUCAGUGCAGGUAAUACGAGCAUUUUAUAGUCUAAAGGAUUUCAUUGUUGUGAGUUGAUGGCUGUGAGUGUGUGUGUGUGUGUGUGUGUGUGUGUGUGUGUGUGUGUGUGUGUGUGUGUGUGUGUGUGUGUGUGUGUGUGUGUGUGUGUGUGUGUGUGUGUGUGUGUGUGUGUAUAAUACUGUGAUUGAAAGAUUCAGACAAUCUUGAAAACUUUGAAGGACUAUGCAAUGUUUAUGUAAAGUUUGAGACGUUUCUUGUUCAACUGGAUGGCAAACGGUCCCCCACAAACUUGAGACUUGAUAUGCACUAUCGGUAAAAUGACCAGCAGCUAUUUCAGUUGGUGAUGAUGAAGCUGCCCUCAAAAACAGAACUCUGACUACCCACCCUCUGCUAGCGGUCCAUAGAUGACAUUAUUGAGACUUUAUUUUUUUAAAGAAAAUUCCCAACCAUUUGAUCACUUAGCUCCACUGAAAACACCAAAAAAUCAUGGCCUGACAUUUUCACAAGAUAAGAUGAUUCUUAUCUUUUAUGAAUCAGAGUCACAUUUUUAUGUGCUCCCUUUUGACACUACUCACAGUCUCAUAUCUUGGCGUGGCCCUCUCUCUCUCUGUCUCUGUCUCUCUCUCUCUGUCUCUCUCUCUCUCUCUCUCUCUCUCUCUCUCUCUCUCGUGCUCUCUCUCUCACUCUCUCUCUCUCUCUCUCUCUCUCUCUCUCUCUCUCUCUCUCUCUCUCUCUCUCUCUCUCUCUCUCUCUCUCUCUCUCUCUCUCUCUCUCUCCACUGUUUGCAUUUGGGUUGAGGUGAAUUUCAGGAAUGGGACUCACCCUCCCUUCCCGCUCCCACUUCAUCCAGCCCAAAGCGAAGACAUACCGAACAGCGCAACUGUAGUUCAUACUUGUCAUGCUAAUGAAUCAGCGUACGACCACCCAGGGUGGAGCGCAACACUGACAAGGAUUCAGAAACGCAGCAGUGAUUACUUUCAUUUCUUUUCCCUCCAGUAGUUAGUGAAGCACAGCUUAAAGCUGCUCAGUCGUCUUUAAGUGAUUCUGUGAAACCCAACAUUCAAACAAGCAGUAUUAGACACGUAUAAUUCGAUUAGGAGUUUGGACACACACACACUCAUAAACAACACAAAACAAGAUGUCAUGCUAACUCAUCACACUUCACUGUCAGAGGAAGUUUGUAGAUUCGAAGCGCUACGAGUCCAAUGGCCCUGGAGGAGUAGGCAAACCCAAAGCAUAUCGUAUGGAUCCCGUCCACUGUUCAAUAUUAGGUCAUGACAUUUCUUUGGAGAAUGUCGGUUGGUUUGGGACUGUUAUAGAGACUUUUACUGCCAUGCAAUCACAAGGCACUCACCCUUUUGUGUUUUGAGAAGACGGUGUUGAUUUUUUUUCUUUCACUCUUAAUGUAUUAUUUUUGUAUAAAAUCGCAAUCAAUCUUAAAAUCAUUAUUUAUACUUUCUGAGAAAAUGCUGAUAUUUCAAGUAAAAUGUAUUUUUUCUCCAAAAGGAAAGAACUGCUUCAAGAAUUAUUUCCUUUUAGUGUGAUUUUUUAGAACCAUGUAACAAAGCUUGCUUUAAUUGUUUAUUUGUUUAUUUUUGGUAUCGUGAAAUACGUCACACUUUGCUUUAAAAGUAUGCCUGUUCAAUGUUUCUCAUAGAAUUGGCUGAAUAUAAGUUAUAACAUGGUGCCACC